Molecule: messenger RNA, 2450 nt
Organism: Carlito syrichta (Philippine tarsier)
Lineage: Eukaryota; Metazoa; Chordata; Mammalia; Primates; Tarsiidae
Gene: PAK4
Product: p21 (RAC1) activated kinase 4
Exons: 8
Coding region: 10-1644 (544 amino acids)
Biological process (GO): protein phosphorylation; regulation of MAPK cascade; intracellular signal transduction
Cellular component (GO): cytoplasm
Molecular function (GO): ATP binding; protein serine/threonine kinase activity
Source: RefSeq, a predicted model, not a curated record
CCCGGCGCCAUGUUUGGGAAGAGGAAAAAGCGGGUGGAGAUCUCAGCACCGUCCAACUUCGAGCACCGCGUGCACACAGGCUUUGACCAGCACGAGCAGAAGUUCACGGGGCUGCCCCGCCAGUGGCAGAGCCUGAUCGAGGAGUCGGCCCGCCGGCCCAAGCCCCUGGUGGACCCUGCCUGCAUCACCUCCAUCCAGCCCGGGGCCCCCAAGACCAUCGUGCGGGGCAGCAAAGGUGCCAAGGAUGGGGCCCUCACGCUGCUGCUGGACGAGUUUGAGAACAUGUCGGUGACACGCUCCAACUCCCUGCGGAGAGACAGCCCGCCGCCACCACCCACCCGUGCCCGCCAGGAGAAUGGGGUGCCAGAGGAGCAGGCCGCCACGGCCCGUGGGGGCCCAGGGAAGGCAGGCAGCCAUGGCCGGAUCGCCGGUCGCAGCGAGGCGGGUGGCGGCAGUGGAGACAGGCGACGGGUGGGGCCAGAGAAGAGGCCCAAGUGUUCCAGGGAGGGCUCAGGGGGACCCCAGGAGUCCUCCCGGGACAAACGCCCCCUCUCUGGGCCUGACGUCAGCACCCCGCAGCCUGUCGGUCUGGCCAGUGGGGCGAAACUGGCGGCCGGCCGGCCCUUUAACACGUACCCACGGGCUGAUACGGACCACCCAUCCCGGGGUGCCCAGGGCGAGCCUCAUGACGUGGCGCCCAACGGGCCAUCAGCAGGGGGCCUGGCUGUCCCCCAGCCCUCCUCCUCCUCCCGGCCUCCUGCCCGAGCCCGCGGACCCCCCAGCCCUGGAGUGCUGGGUCCCCACGCCUCCGAGCCCCAGCUGGCCCCCCCAGCGCGCACCUCUGACACCCCCACCACCCCUGCCGUCCCUGGACCCCCUGGGCCCCGCUCACCACCGCGGGACCCACAGCGAGUGUCACACGAGCAGUUCCGGGCUGCCCUGCACCUGGUGGUGGAUCCAGGGGACGUGGUGAUCAUGAGGGACUACCAGCAUGAAAACGUGGUAGAGAUGUACAACAGCUAUCUGGUGGGCGAUGAGCUCUGGGUGGUCAUGGAGUUCCUGGAGGGCGGCGCCCUCACCGACAUUGUCACCCACACCAGGAUGAAUGAGGAACAGAUCGCCGCCGUGUGCCUGGCUGUGCUGCAGGCCUUGUCUGUGCUCCAUGCCCAGGGCGUCAUCCACCGGGACAUCAAGAGCGACUCGAUCCUGCUGACGCACGACGGCAGGGUGAAACUGUCAGACUUUGGGUUCUGCGCCCAGGUGAGCAAGGAGGUGCCACGAAGGAAGUCGCUGGUCGGCACACCCUACUGGAUGGCCCCAGAGCUCAUCUCCCGCCUCCCCUACGGGCCUGAGGUGGACAUCUGGUCCCUGGGAGUGAUGGUGAUCGAGAUGGUGGAUGGGGAGCCCCCCUACUUCAAUGAGCCACCCCUCAAAGCCAUGAAGAUGAUUCGGGACAACCUGCCGCCCCGACUAAAGAACCUGCACAAGGUGUCACCAUCUCUGAAGGGCUUCCUGGACCGCCUGCUGGUGCGUGACCCGGCGCAACGGGCCACGGCGGCCGAGCUGCUGAAGCACCCGUUCCUGACCAAGGCGGGGCCACCCGCCAGCAUCGUGCCCCUCAUGCGCCAGAACCGCACCAGAUGAGGUCCUGCGUCUGCCCCUGAACCAAAGAGCCCUGGGUCACCCAGCCCUACCCAGGCCAGUAGGGGUAGCCCCCCGCUCCUUACAGGAGACACUCCGCGUGGCACCGCCCUCCCUGCGGGGGGGGGUCUGUGGAGCCCAACUACUGAACUCUGAUUCUGAUUUUGUGACUUUUAGAAAAACACAAGGGACUCAUGGGAGCAAGUGAGGCUCCCCGGACCCCUCCUCCAGGACAGGCCACCCUUGCAUUCUUCUGUCCCCAAGGAGGACAGGCGGCCCUCCUGCACUGGAAGUCUGCAGCGGGAGCGUGGGGCCGUGGGAUCACUGCAUGAGGAGGGCAUGUGGACACACGUCUAUGCGCGAGCGCACGUACAUGUGCGGGUUGCUGUGUGUGUGCCCACCGAGGCCCAGCCACCCUGUCCUCCAGCCUGCAAGUGGGUGUCUCUGACGCCUCGAGUGACACCCAGCCCUCUCUCCCCCGAGCCAUUGUGGGGGUUGAUCAUGAAUGUCCGAAGAGUGGCCUUUUCCCGAAGCCCUGCACGCCCUCUCUGUGGCUGAUGGGGAGGCGGUCGGGGCUCCCGCCCACCCCAGCCUCUGCCGCAAAUGACUACUGCGCCUGGGCAACCUCCUCUUUUCUAGAAGUCUAUUUAUAUUGUCAUUUUAUAACACUAGCCCUGCCCCCACCUGGGGACCGACAGUCCCUGUCCUGCCGGGUGGCCUGGGGACAGAGCCACUGCCUGAAGGAUCCUGCCUAGUCAGAGCAGGCCUGCCCCGCCUGCCCCUUCCUCAAGUUAGUUUCACAAUUAAAA